Helicoverpa armigera (cotton bollworm) is the source of this 2684-nucleotide messenger RNA. RefSeq names its product zinc finger protein 555. Gene Ontology annotation, molecular function: DNA-binding transcription factor activity, RNA polymerase II-specific; zinc ion binding. The transcript is spliced from 14 exons. The record is from RefSeq and is a predicted model, not a curated record. NCBI's taxonomy places the organism in Eukaryota, Metazoa, Arthropoda, Insecta, Lepidoptera, Noctuidae. Gene Ontology annotation, cellular component: nucleus. Gene Ontology annotation, biological process: regulation of transcription by RNA polymerase II. The coding region runs from base 122 to 2128 and encodes 668 amino acids.
AGGUAAACAAAUAUGGCGUUGAAUUCGAUACGGCUUUGUUGGGAUUUGUGCUUCUUGUGUAUUUCUAGUGUUUAUUUUAAUUAUUUAAUGUAAAUUAAGCUACAAAUAUAUGUUGUAAAUUAUGUCGGAGCUCAAAGUGUGUAGAAUAUGUCUUCGGACGGAAGCAAAGAUGUAUCAUUUCAAUUUGUAUCAACUAAAAUUUUAUUAUGAAGAAGUAAUGGCUUUACAGUUGAAUGAACAAGAUGGCCUGCCUCAGUACUUCUGCUACGAGUGUGCCACUAUACUGCACAAGUUCCACAAGUUUAAAGAGAAAUGCUUCAACGGACAGAAAGUUUUACGAGAACUCACUUGGAGAGGAGCUAUAUCUUACGAAUCAAUUUACAAAGUAGACAGAGAAAAAACAAUGCUCAUAUCACCAGUAACAGUAGCUACGUUCACCAGCAGAAUCAAAACAUACAUAACAAAAGACAGCACAGAAUCGGACGAAAUCUUCGUACCAGAAAAGAAAGUAGAAAAGAUAGAAAACAUAGAAUUAGAUUACUUUAGCGAAACAUCUAUGACAGGAGAUCAGGAACCUAUCCUAGAUUUUGACGAAGUAAAGAUUAUUCAAGAUAUCGAAGAUGCGUUUGACGAAGAAAAUAUAAAACUUGAUGAAGAUAAAGAUAUGGAAUCUUUUAGUCCUUCUGCGGUUUACGUGGACGGUGAAAAAGGUAUAAUGAAGAUAAAAUGUGAAGAAAUUAAAGAGAAGAAGACUGCUGGUAGAGAGAGAUGGUACAGUAGGAAUGUUUUAAACAACGGUAAUUGGAAGAAGUUUACGUUGAGUGAGGAAGAAGCUUUGGAGAAUUUUAGGGCGAGAGCACAGGAUAAGAAGUAUUUGAACGCUGCGUAUAAGUGUACUGAUUGUUUUAAAGGUUUCUCUAAGAAGGAUAUGCUGGAUAGACAUACACAGUUGAGGCAUAUAAAGGAGCUGGGUCCAUACGAGUGCCGCUUCUGCCGCAUGCGGUACAAACUGAACUGCUACCUCAGCAAACACAUGCGGCAACAUUAUACCAAGUAUGAGUGUUUGAGGUGCCAUCUAGUCUGCCCUUUAGAAAAUUCAGCUCUAGUUCACGACGAGUACCAUAGUGGAAUUACAAGGAAGUGCGAUUAUUGUGAUGAAGAAUUUAAACACUCGUCAACAUACUACACACAUCUACGCACACAUAGAAGUGCUCACGUGUGCACGUUAUGCGGCGCCUCGUUCGUCAGCGCCGCCGGGUUGCAUCAGCACAAGAGGGUUAAACAUAUCAUUGUGGAUAUGGACAGUCCUGAUGAUGAUGAAGAAGUGAAUACUUACUGCCAACGAUGUGACAUCACGUUUGAGACUCGGAAAGCGUAUGAGGAACAUUUGUUCCAUUCUGCACUACAUAGUGAGACUGACAGUGACUACAAACAUGAAAAUAAUAAAAAGGUACUAGGAAAGAAGGAACAAGCGAAGAUCACAAAGCGGUUAAAAAAACGGGGCACUGUCGAAGAUUUAUUUAAGGUUGAAAAGAAUAUUAAAAGAAAGAAGAAAUAUAGAAGAGAUCAAAAGAAACCUACUACAUGCCAUCAGUGCGGAAAACACUUCGACACCCAAGCGGCAUGCUGGAAGCAUCACCUGUCGGAACACCCACGCACUUCCUUCUACGCGCCCAACCAGAGGUACAUCUGCGAGAUCUGCGGCUCCUCGCUAGCUCCGGGCAGUAUAAAAACACACAAGAACAUGCACACCCGGGAGAAGCUACAUACUUGUGAUACUUGCGGCAAACAGUUCUACGCCAUCGUUGGAUUGAGGCGACAUCUACUGACACACACAGGAGAGAAGCCAUACGCGUGUUCGCUAUGUGACAAGCGUUUCACGCAGAGCAACAGCAUGAAGCUGCACUACCGCACCUUCCAUCUCAAGGAGCCCUAUCCUAAGAGAAACCGCCGAAAAAACAAAGACGAGCCCAAAACAGCUGAUGCAGAAGAUUCUAACAGCGAUGAGGAAACUGACAGUAGUCUCCCCGACAUGGAGCCCGAGCUGCCCGAGCCGGGAGUCAAACCCGUGCACAACGCGGUGCUCGACAAACCGGACGAGAAUAUGCACUAUUUGACGCUCACUUAAUCAAAACAAUUGAGUAAAUUGAGGGUGUAGGCAGAGUUGGGUCUAUUUUGGUUUUGGAAACAUAUAUGGGGUUUGUUAAGUUGGGUAUUUUGGACUGCUAGUCAUUUGGGAGUAGAGUAGUAAUAUAUGUGGAACACAUGUAUGAGUACAUAUGAAUAAGAAAAGAUUCCAUGACACUUUCACUAAAUUAACAAUUAAACAUUAUGAAUACAGCAUAUAAUGUUAUUGUGAUUUUAUUUGUAGAGCUGUGGGUGUAAAUACAGUUGUAUCUUUUCUUUCCAUCUCCCAUUUAAAUAUGUAAUUGUGAAACGGGUCUUAUUUUUAUAAAACUUUCCAUAUCUUUUAUCACACUUCCAUUCACGAUAACUCUGCCUACAUUCUCAAUUUAAAGGAAAAUAAUAAAUAUAAGUUAAAUUAUGUUUAUAUUACUUAUAGAGUAUUCCACAUUUACCAGUCAAUGCCAGUGUGUGAUUAUGUUUGUUCGUGUCGUAGAGAAUGUGUGCUUUAUUUUAUUGUCAUUAAUCUAUUGAUGUGACUAUUACAUUUUAAGAACUCA